AUGAAUGGUCGCCAACAUUCUAAUGGUGAAGAACGUCGUGGUACACAUUCUCAGCAGCGGCCUUCAUUUUCAUCUGUGAGGACAGGCUCAACGUCGACCACAUUGACAUCCGACCUUAUCGUUGAGCAAAAUAAUACAGAACCAUAUGCUGGUGCGACUUUCGAAACGGUGCCAAGUUCGAUCGUAUCGUUUCAUCAUCCGCACUCUUUCCAAUCCAGCAGUAUAGCAAGAGGAUCAGUUGCUUCAAAUUCCGGUGCAGAUGAGAGGGGCCGCCGGCUUACUGAAGAAGAUUCCCUAAUAUAUUCACCCAGUCAAAGAUCCAGAAGUUCUUCUCACAAUCCCCACUUCAGAUUUUUUACAGAGGAACAAAUAAGUUCUGCUGAGGGUGCAUCUACCCUGGAACGUGCCGAUUAUGAUACCAUUUGGGAUUCUGUACCCGUAUAUGAACAACAAGCCCAUCACGAUUCGCGGCUCGGCUCUCAAAGGUCCUCAAUUCAUAGCCGGUCCUCUAGGUCUUCCAAUUUAAAUGGCAAUCUUUAUGGGUCUGCAUCGCAAGAAAGAGGAAGAUCAUUGUCACGAGGCUCACGAAAUGGAUCAGACCACGAAGUAGAAGAAUAUUCGUCAUCUUUGCAUUCCUCUAGCUCCCUCCAGUAUAGCAUUCGAGAUAGAAUUCCUGCGGAGCUAGAAGAAAAUGGAACAGAAAGUUUAGAUGAUAGGUCCUCUGUUAAUUCGGGUGAGUCUUCGAGAAGUAUAGGUGAUACAAGCGAUCACCUUGAUAAUGGCCAAGGUCAGGAAGAUUCACAUACAAAUCACAAGAACUCGUCUACACAUGCAGAGUAUCUGAAGUCAUCAUAUCACGAAAAAUUCUACUCCGAUUACAUCCCGCACCAAUAUUAUCAGAGAUUCUAUAUUGCAGAGGAAGAUUUAGUCAUUGGGAUUGGUGGCUAUAGGACGUCAAGAAUCAGAGCUUUUCUUUAUAAUACGUUAUGCAUUACUACUCUCGGUCUCUUUUACUUACUAAUGAGAUGGAUGCCUUAUUAUAAAAUGAAACUCUGUGGGAUUAGAGUUCCUUUAGCAAAAGCCGAAAAAGUCGUUAUUGAGAGCGAAUUUGGGGAAUAUUGUUGUAUUGAUGUAAAGAGGUGCUGGUACAACAGACCCAUGAGUACCCUGCUACCAAUAACCCCAAGUCGGAUGGCAGAGAGAUGCAACAGAGACAUGCCGAAUAAUCUGCACAGGACAGAUGAUGAGAAUCCAAGUAUUCCAAUUUUAAUUUCAUUUGAAUAUCGCUAUAUUACCUUCAUUUAUUCUCCCGUGGAGGAUAUUUUCAAGACAAACAAUAACUGGGUGGAUCCUGAUUGGGUACACCUCGGUUCGGUGACUCGUGGGUUGAGCAGAAAUGUCUGGGAAGACAGAGUUAUAGCAUUUGGGAAAAACCAUAUAAACUUGAAUGUUAAAACUGUAUCUCAAAUCUUAUUUGAUGAAGUUCUACAUCCAUUCUAUGUUUUUCAAAUUUUUUCUAUUAUCCUGUGGUCCCUGGAUGAAUACUACUAUUAUGCAGCAUGCAUCUUCCUGAUUUCGCUGUUAUCAGUUAUUGAUUCACUAUUAGAAACUAAGAAGACAUCAAGGCGCUUGGCAGCAAUUUCAUAUUUCAAUUGCGAGGUCCGUGUUUUCAGAAAAGAAUUCUGGACUCACGUUAGUUCCACCGAACUAGUUCCUGGUGAUAUUUAUGAAGUUUCCGAUCCAGCAUUAACCAUAUUUCCAUGCGAUUCAAUUUUACUUUCAGGGGAUUGCAUCGUUAAUGAGUCAAUGCUGACGGGAGAAUCUGUCCCUGUGUCCAAAGUUCCAGCAAACCAGAGGAGUAUGCAUCAAUUAAUUGAAGACUUUCAAAAUACCCAAAUUUCAAGCUAUGUUUCGAAAUCUUUUCUAUUCAGUGGUACCAAAAUGAUAAGAACUCGUAUACCACAUGGUCAAACAGCGGCACUGGCAAUGGCCGUUCGCACAGGAUUUUCAACAACAAAGGGUUCAUUGGUGCGGUCUAUGGCUUUCCCUAAGCCCGCCAGUUUCAAAUUUUAUGAGGACUCGUUUAGAUAUAUUGGCUUUAUGGGACUUAUUGCUUUGUUAGGGUUUUCUGUAAGUUGCUUUAGAUUUAUUCAACUUGGAUUGGAUAAAAAAACAAUGAUUUUGAGAGCGUUAGAUAUUAUCACAAUCGUGGUCCCACCAGCUUUACCAGCUACCCUUACUAUUGGCACAAGUUUUGCUCUAGCACGCCUGAAGAAAAAAGGCAUUUUCUGCAUAUCCCCAACCAGAGUGAAUGUAUGUGGUAAAAUUGACGUUAUGUGCUUUGAUAAGACAGGAACUUUAACGGAAGACGAUUUGGACAUUUAUGGUGUACACUUAUCUGAACCUGUCUCAUACAAUAAAUUUAAGUUCAGCAAACUUCAUUCUGACAUAAAAAGUGUAUUUCCGAAGUUUUCUUUGAAUGACUGUAAUUCUCCCUUAGAUUUCAGGUCCAAAAACUUUCUUAUCUCAAUGUUAACUUGCCACUCCCUUAGAUUAGUGGACGAUGAGUUAUUGGGUGAUCCGUUGGACUUUAAGAUGUUUCAAUUUACUGGUUGGUCAUAUGAUGAGGACUUUCAGAGACAUGCCUUCCAUUCAAUGUAUGAUCAAAGACAUGAAGGUGACAUCUUUCCCGAAAAUUUUGGUAUAAUGCCUGCUGUAGUACACCCCAAUGGAAAUGAUUCUAACAAUCGCUUUACCGACAACGAUCCACAUAACUUACUUGGAAUUGUGCGGAGCUUUGAGUUUUUAUCUGAACUGAGGCGUAUGAGUGUUAUUGUGAAGCCAAGUAGCAAUGAUGUAUAUUGGGCAUUUAGCAAAGGUGCCCCCGAAGUAAUUGCAAGCAUUUGUGCUCAAGCAACACUACCCCAGGAUUAUGAUGAAAUACUGCGCCACUAUACGCAUACUGGCUACAGAGUAAUUGCUUGUGCUGGAAAAACACUUCCAAAACGAACAUGGCUUUAUUCUCAGAAAGUGAGUAGAGAAGAAAUUGAAUCGAACAUGGAAUUUUUAGGGUUCAUCAUUUUCGAGAACAAAUUGAAGGAAGCCUCUAAAUCCACUUUAGCGACCUUAAGGGAAGCAAAUAUAAGAACUAUCAUGUGCACUGGUGAUAAUGUUCUGACUGCUAUAUCUGUGGGUAGAGAAUCAAAGCUAAUUCAGUUCGAUAGGGUUUAUGUACCAUAUAUUGACGAUGGUCCACGUCUGCACGAGUCUGUGAUAUUUUGGCGAGAUGUUGACAACUGCGAAAAUAUAUUAGAUUGCCGAACUUUAAAACCAUCUGAUUCAAUUGAAGACUACACAUUAGCGGUAACAGGAGAUGUAUUUAGAUUACUAUUCAGGGAAGAAAGUGCCAUACCAGAUACUUAUAAGGAUGAAGUCCUACUUAAAGCUUCGAUAUAUGCUAGAAUGUCACCCGACGAAAAGCAUGAACUAAUGGAACAAUUACAAAAGUUAGAUUACGUCGUUGGUUUUUGUGGGGACGGUGCAAACGAUUGUGGUGCUUUGAAAGCUGCAAAUGUUGGAAUAUCAUUAUCUGAGGCAGAAGCUUCUGUUGCGGCCCCAUUCACGUCACAGGUGUUUGAUAUCAGUUGCGUAUUGGAUAUUAUAAAAGAAGGUCGUGCCUCCCUGGUGACUUCCUUCGCAUGCUUCCAGUAUAUGAGUCUUUAUUCCGCAAUUCAAUUUAUAACCGUUACAAUACUUUACUGUCGCGGCUCUAAUUUAGGAGAUUUCCAAUUUUUGUACAUUGAUCUUUUGCUAAUCGUUCCUAUUGCAAUAUGCAUGUCCUGGAGUAAACCAUAUUAUAAGCUCUCUAAAAAGAGACCUUCUGCUAAUUUAGUCUCUCCCAAGAUUUUAGUACCGUUGGUUGUUAGUAUUCUGGUUUGUCUCGUGUUUCAACUAGUACCCUGGUUACUUGUGCAGGGAAAACCUUGGUACAUCAAACCUGUCAUUGGUGGCGAUGAUGUAGUUCAAUCAUCUGAAAACACAGUAUUAUUCUUCGUUUCCAACUUCCAAUAUAUUUUAACCGCCGUUGUUUUAUCGAUCGGACCUCCUUACAGACAACCUAUGCAUAAAAAUAAAGAAUUUGUCAUUGAUAUUAUAUUUUCAAUAUUACUGAGCUCAUUAUUGAUGUUUAUCAAUCCAAGAUCAUUUUGCGGGAAAUUGUUGCAGCUUACUAAAACAUCGAAGGCCUUCAAAAUCUUCAUUAUUUGUUGGGCUUGUAUCAACUAUUAUUGUCAGUUGUACAUACCAAACUAUAUGAAGCAGUACUUCAAGAAAAGGAAUAGUAGUAAAAAAUACAAAAAUAUUUUGAGACAGCAGGAUUUAUCGACUGUGUAA
Molecule: messenger RNA, 4392 nt
Organism: Zygotorulaspora mrakii
Lineage: Eukaryota; Fungi; Ascomycota; Saccharomycetes; Saccharomycetales; Saccharomycetaceae
Gene: YPK9
Product: putative acid anhydride hydrolase
Exons: 1
Coding region: 1-4392 (1463 amino acids)
Biological process (GO): intracellular calcium ion homeostasis
Cellular component (GO): membrane
Molecular function (GO): ATPase-coupled monoatomic cation transmembrane transporter activity; ATP hydrolysis activity; ATP binding
Source: RefSeq, a predicted model, not a curated record